Molecule: messenger RNA, 8071 nt
Organism: Stegodyphus dumicola
Lineage: Eukaryota; Metazoa; Arthropoda; Arachnida; Araneae; Eresidae
Gene: Orp8
Product: Oxysterol-binding protein-related protein 8
Cellular component (GO): membrane; cortical endoplasmic reticulum; cytosol
Molecular function (GO): cholesterol binding
Source: RefSeq, a predicted model, not a curated record
UCUCAACUCUAUUGUGUAGUGUUUGUCAACAUAAAAUUAAUCCGGUGAUUUGGGGGAAAAUAAUAUGCUAAACUUCUAAAUCUUUUGUUAAGAUUAUUUAUUUUUUACCUAAACAUAGUCGACCUCAUAUAUACUUAUUACUAUGCAUUUUUCAUAACGAUCUGAUUAUUAUCUUACUGUAGAUAUCAUUUUAAUUUAAUAAUAACGUCCAGCAUGGAACCCCCGAAACAUGUGAAAACUAUGCGCUCAGUAAGUUCCCCUCCAGGCAUGCCUCCUCUCUCAACACACCCAACUGAUCAAAAUAAAACACCCUCUGCUAAACCUUCCCAUCCUAGUGACCAUAAUCUCAAUCUAUCUGCUAAAGACUGUAGACGUAGACAUACAAGUGUCCUUGUUCCUAGUAGUUCUUAUAUUUCAGAGUUCUCUUCAACUCCAGUUUCUGUUGGUGUUGGAGUGUCAAGACAACUUCAAACGGAUGAACAUAAUUAUCCAAUAAAAUUGAAUCAGGAUCCAUUGGUUCAAGAAAUGGACAAAUAUAAGCAACGAAAUUCUUUUUCUGAUACCUUAAAGCUGUUACAUUCUUUCCUGAGAAGAAAUGAAGGGUCUACUGAUAUGAAAAACGAAGAUCUGAGUCCUAUAUUCUACUCGAGUCAUGAUUUAACUGAGGAACAGCAAAUGACUCCUCGAUUUUCGGAGGUUUCCAGUACACCAAGUACAUCUCCUAAGGGUGAUGUCGCUACAGAACAAACCUCAGCUUCAAAAUUUGAUAAAAGAGAAUCUUAUAAGGCACAGCGUAAGAACUAUCGCCGAGAAAAAAAGCGAGUAGCUAAAGAAUUAUCUACUACACUCAAAGAUCCAUCCAUUAUUGUGCUUGCUGAUUGGUUAAAAGUUCGUGGAACUUUAAAAGGAUGGACUAAAUUAUGGUGUGUCUUAAAGCCUGGUUUGUUGCUUUUGUACAAAAGUCCAAAAACACACAAGAGCAGCCAAUGGGUUGGCACUGUGUUAUUAAAUGCCUGUGAAUUAAUAGAGAGGCCAUCAAAAAAAGAUGGUUUUUGUUUCAAACUCUAUCAUCCUCUGGAACAAUCAAUAUGGGCUUCUAAGGGUCCAAAAGGUGAAACUAUUGGUGCCCUAGUUCAGCCAUUACCAGUUGCACAUCUGAUAUUUCGUGCACCCUCAGAGCAAGCUGGUAAAUGCUGGAUGGAUGCCCUAGAGCUUGCAUUGAGGUGCUCAUCACUGUUGAUGAGGACUAUGAGUGGGAAAGAAGUGCCGCCCCCAUUUCUUCAAGGAAUGCUACCCAGUAGUAGUUCAUCUCAAGAGCCCUUACCUUCAUGGAAGGAAGUUGACCCUGAACAACACUUUCAGGAUCAUGAUCUGGAUGAUGAUGUUCAUACUGAUGAUAAUAGAGAAGGUGAUAUAGAUGGUAUCCAUAGUAUUCAUUCCACAGACUCAGAAUCUGAUACACGACCUGUAGAAGAUGUAGAAACACCUCCUGUAGAAACUCCAUAUGUUGCUAAUGAUUAUGAAGAAUUUGGAUUGGCUGGUGAUGCUGGGCAGACGGAAGAAGUAGCUGAAGAAAAUAAAUCCCUGAUAUGGACACUAGUGAAACAGGUUAGGCCAGGCAUGGAUUUAUCCAAAGUUGUCCUUCCAACAUUUAUUUUGGAACCUCGUUCAUUUUUGGAUAAGUUGUCAGAUUAUUAUUACCAUUGUGAUAUUCUCUCCAGUGCUGUUCUUGAAGAUGAUCCAUUUACAAGAAUGAAACUGGUAACAAAAUUCUACCUGUCUGGAUUUUACAAAAAACCAAAGGGUUUAAAAAAGCCAUAUAAUCCUAUUCUUGGUGAAAUGUUUCGUUGCUUUUGGAAGCACAGAGAUUCUGAUCAGAGGACAUUUUAUGUUGCAGAGCAGGUAUCUCAUCAUCCUCCUGUAUCUGCAUUCUAUGUUAGCAAUCGUCAAGAUGGUUUCUGCAUACGAGGCAGCAUAUUGGCAAAAUCAAAAUUUUAUGGAAACUCUAUAUCGGCCAUUAUGGAUGGCACAGCUCAUCUAACACUUCUAACAAGAGGUGAAAACUACACUAUCACCAUGCCUUAUGCUCACUGCAAAGGUAUUCUGAUGGGUACGUUAACUUUGGAAUUAGGUGGCAAAGUUGACAUCUGUUGUGAAAAAACUGGUUAUCAUACUGAAUUAGAGUUUAAAUUAAAGCCAUUCCUUGGUGGCUCUGAAUUAUCUAAUCUAGUCACUGGAAAAAUAAAAUUGGGCAAGGAAACAUUAGCAACACUUGAAGGUCACUGGGAUGGAGAAAUAUUUUUCAGAGACAGAAGAACAGGGGAGGAACAUUUAUUUUGGAAUCCAGAUCCAGAAAUAAGAUCGAAGAGGUUGAAAAGGUUUACAGUGCCCAUAGAAUACCAAGAUGAAUAUGAAUCUGAAAGGUUAUGGCAGCAUGUCUCAUGUGCAAUUUUACGAGGAGAUCAAGUAGCCGCAACUGAAGAGAAAACUCUACUUGAAGAGGCACAAAGGAAAUCUGCCAAAGAACGUCAAGUAAAACUUGAAAAAUGGACUCCAAAGCAUUUUGUUCAGGAUAUUGUUACUGGUGAAUGGGUGUAUAAAUAUGCUGACUCUAGGCCCUGGGAUCCCCGCACUGAUGUUCUCCAAUAUGAAUAUGAUUUUAAAAUACAGACUUUAACUAGGCAUAAGCCCCCCACCGUACGAACUGGUAGUAUUAUCAGUGUUGAGGACACUCCUAAAGUGGAACUCAUCCGCCACUUGUCAGUUGAUCGUGUCUUACCAAGGCCUUCCGUCUGCAUAUUACCAAAAAAUCGACACCGGAAAAGCGUCACCUCUCGUGGAAGUGAAAGUUCAUCUGCGAAUGGUGAGGCCUUUCAUGGCAGCGAUUCUACAGAAAGUGAUGGUCCCAGAAAAAAUUUUCAUACUGCAAAAUGCAGUAUUACUCUGUCCUCGUUGCAGCAGUCCCUUCAGACUUUACAGCAGUUACAACAAGAAAGCAACCAAACUUUACGCUCAAUGCAGCUCCAUAUGGAAUCAGUUAUGGCCCAGCAAAGAAGAAUUCAUUCACAGUUAGCGCAGCGUUGGGAUUAUAGCAUUAUUGCAGCUCUUGUACUUGUACAAAUAAUUCUGCACUGGUUUCUAUGACCAUAUACUGCCGUCAACUAUUUAAGGUAGUAAAGAGUGCCUAUUAUUCAGCUUUAUUCCAAACUGUGAAUUAAGUUUAUUGUUACUUCAACUUCAGAGUAAUCAAAGAAAUGUAGAUAACUUCAGACAGUUCAAGAACUGUAGAUUUUGAUCUUUUUCUAAAUAUCAUGAACAAAAGAACAGUUUUUACCUCUUAAAGUUGUUGAUUAAAAGUUUCUAGUUUUUAAAGCUUAAUGCUUGUUAUAUGAUUAGAUAGGAUAUAUACAUACAUAUAUAUAUAUAUAUAUUAUUACAUAUUUAUUAAAAAAAUUAAAAUAUGAACUAGGAAAAAUUUGUAUUUCAUGCAUUUUCAAAAUGUCCAAAUUAUUGUAAUUUAAUUGUUGACAUUAUAUUUGAAAAUCUAAGAAAUACAAAGUCUAGUUUUUAGGUUCAAGAAAUUUAUUAUCAUUUCCAAAAUUUUUAAUAUAAAAAUAUACUGGUUGUACAUAAUUUAUUGAGCUGUUUACAAAUGUAAAUUAAAGUCUUCAUUGCUAUGUAAUUUUCUAUUAAUGAAAAAUAUAAAUAGUUUUAGUCCAGUCUUUAGCAUACUUUUCAAUAAAAAGAAUGUCAGUGAUCCUUUACUUGCCAUUUAAUCAAAUAAUAUGUAGUGAUUUCAUCUUUUACGAUGCUUACUGUGUACAUUUUCACUUGCUUUUAAAUGCAUUUUUAAAUAGGAAAAAUAAAUACAUGCAUUUUCUAAGAACAAAGAAAAGACUCAUAUAUGUAGAAAACAUAAAAUUGAUUUGCUUAUCUAUAUUAAUGAGGAAAGUGAGCAUAGAAAAAACAUAAUAGAUUAUAAUAAUCUUGUUGUAUCUUGCUUCAUCCAGUUGAAAGUAAAUUUCUGUGUAAUUAUUUCCAGCUGGAAUAAAGCAUAUCCAUCCAACAUAUCUAAAUGUAUAUACUGUUAGUUAAGUAUUUAAUGGGAAGCAGUAGCCUUAAUUUCUAGCAACUAACACACUUGUAUUUUAUUUCCAAAUAAUUUAUAACUUCUCUUUUAUUAGCUUGGUAUCAGCAUACAGAAAAAUGGUUUUUGCCAAAGCAAAAAUUCCACUGAUAUUUUUAAAGUCUAUUAUCAUUAUUUUUAUCUAUUAUUUAAGAUUUAUGUUUUAUUUAGCAUUUUAAUCAGCCAAUAAAUUGUGUGCAUUCUAUGUAUAUUUACUGUAAUUUUUAUUCAUAUUAUUAAUGGAAUUAGGGUGUGUGUUUUAUUUAUAGUUUAUAAAAGUAAAGCGAAUGUCUUUUAUUACAUAUUCUAAAACAAAGCUGAGUAAAAACAGUUUGAAAGUACAAAGUAUGGGUCUUUUAUUGUGUUUCCUAUAAAUUAAUGCUGCUAUUAUAUAAAAUAAAUAUGUGUUAAAAUAUUUAUGAAUUACAUGUGGUUAUAAUAAAAGAGCUUACUGUAUGCAUACAGGUGUGUCCAAUUUUUUGGAGUGAAAGAGAAAGUUAAAGCAAAUUUUAAUCGCCACUGCUAUUUUAAUAUUAUCCAAAUAAGAUCCUGAUACUUGAAGGUAUCUUUCCAAAAAUAUAAUUAGAUACUUUUAAAAAUUAUGUAUGAAAAUAAUUUUUUGGAGAUCUGCCUCCUCAUUAAUAUUGGAAAAUUUCAUCCUUAUUUUAAAGAGUUAAAAACAUUAACUGCCAAUGUAUUUUAAUCAUAUUAACACCAUUAGAUAUAUACUUAGGUUCAGUUAAAUGUAUCAUCUUAAAUUUUGUAGGAAUUUUUUUAACUUUCGCUAAAAGAGAAUUUUAUAAAAUUUUGAGAUUUGAUAUAUUACUGUAUUCAUUAGUUCUAAGGUGCAUCUCUUAAUUUUAGUGCACCCAAGAAUAAGAGACCGAUUUUAAAUAAAUAAAGUAGAGGAAACUUAGGAUUUUUUAAUAGAGUACUUUAAUUUAUUAUCAAUUGUGUUUUGGAAAAUGGAAAUAUACUUGAUUUUGAAAGUGUAUCUCAUUAUUAAUGAAAUUAAUAUGGGGGGAGUUGCUGCUUAGAAUCAAAGAAAUACAAUAUUGUGGUCAUAAAAAAAAUUGUAAGUCAUAUUUCCUUAAUUCAGAAAAGCAAUUUAUUAGAAUCUGAUCUACAAAAUCUUUUAUAGUACCAUUUAAAAAAAAUAAUGUAAAUAGAAUAUGUUUAUCCGUAAUUAUGAUUCAGCAAUUAGCAUACCAAAUUGUAUUUCAUCUUAGAGUACUUUAUUAGAAGAAAAUUAUUUAUUGUUAUGUAAUAAAUAUGAUGACAUUUGAAUUUCUUCAGAUGAAAUUUUGGCUGUCUUUUUAGUUUGAAAUUUAAAAAAUUUGUGGCGACCUUCAUUUAAUUAUUUUUCAAAUACAAAACUAGAGAGAUGAAAUCCUCCCUUUUUUUAAUAUAAAUAUUUGAAAAUAAUAAACAAAAUCGAAAAGAAUUACUGUAGCUCUUAAAAUACUUGCUUGCUCAUAAAUGGAUGGAGUUGUUAGUAGCAGAUAUCUGCAUUUCUAUGUGAAAUCUGAACAUUCCAAGUGAAUAUAUAGAAAUAUUAUUCAUGCCAUGAAUAUGCACUGACAAAUCUUAGUUUUACACUGUUAGUUAAAGUGAGAAAUUGUUUAUUCUGUCAACUACAGUUCUGAGUGAAGUAGCCAUGAUAUUAUUAUUAUACAUAUUUUUUUUUUUUCUUUUUCCAGUUUAUGUACAGAUGUUUACAAUUAGUAUUUUAUAUAAAUAUAUUGUAUAGCUUGUGUAAAAUACCUGCCUACCAGCUUUUGAUGAAUAUGCCAAAGGAAGCUUUUUUUCCAAGAUACUGAUAGGCUGGUUGGCCCUUGUAACCAUGUUAUGUAUGGAAUCUCUGUGUUUUGUAUAUAAUAUUAGAAGUAUUUUGUUAGUUUGCUUGUUUUUGUUAAAUAAAAGUAUGAGUAUUUCUCAUAUUCUAUAAUGCUGUUCAGUACUUUGUCUUACAAAGAUUAUUAUAUAUAAAAAAAAUUUAGGUAUUUAUUUUUUAAUUGUGAUUGCAUUAUACGUAAAGGCAUCAUGAGAAAAAAAAUGUAACAAUUUAUUUUGAAAUCUUCAUUUUUUUAGUUGUAUGUAUUUCUGUGCAAUACAAAAUUUAAUUAUAUACAUAAAUAUCUCUUUGGAAAGAACAUGAAAUGGCAAAAAUUUAUUCACUGCGAGAUCAAAUUAUAUAUGCAUUAAGUUCAAAUUGCCAUUUGAUUUCACUUUGAAUUAUAAGUUUUUUUUAAUUUGAAAAGAAAUUUUCAAUUAAAUUUAUUAAAUAAAAAAUUGCUUGAAUCUUUCUACAUUUAAUUAAAAUGCUAAAAAUUUAUUUCUUUACUAAUUUUAUCUGUGGAAUGAAAUCUCUUGAAAUGAAUUUUAUCUGUAGGAUUUCAGACUAUCUUUAGUUCUCAUUAAAAUUAAUCUGCUGAGUAACUCUUUUAAAUUGUCUUUUAAAUGUGUUUUAUUUUUUCGGUUUGCAUAAAAUUAAGCUAAGGACAGAUUAGUUCAAGUUAUCGGAGAACAUGGUGCCAACAUGCAGUACAUAGGAGCUUUUCUUAUUUUGACAAAAACAUACUAUUAUGGUAAUCUAUGCAAUUAAAUUGCAGUACUACGAAUAUUUUGUCACUUUAUAAAAUAUCAAAAUGUUCAGAAGUAAAGUUUGCUUAUUGAGCUUAUUUUAUUUCUAUCAUUAUAGUUCUUCUGUAACUUAAGUGUAAUAAGAUAAGUAAUUAGUUAAUUUGGUGUAUGUCUACAUUUUGCCUAGUUAGUUAUGGUAAAAUAUGCCAGGGCUAUGUAAUGGAAAGAAAUGCUUGUGUGGAAGACUUUCUAUGGAAAAGUAGCUCAUGCUUAUAUUACAUGGGAAAAUAAUGAAAAUAAGUAUGCAGCCAGUUUAGUAUAUUACCUGGACUCAAGCCCAGGAGGAAACUGCAAGUGUUAUGCAACUUCAGCUACUUGGCCAUUGGUGGCCACUUGUUUAUACAUUUUAUAAUUUUUUUAUUCCUGUUUCUAGUAAUGACUUUUUCUCUUAACUGAAAUGUUAGAAUACUGUGCUAUUAUUUUUUACAACUUAUUAUAAAACAGGUUACAUGUUUUGUAUGAAUAUAUUAUUUUAAAUAUACUUGAAUUAUUAAUUUGCAGUAUCUUGCUGCUUUAUUUGUCAAGUAGCCUGAUUUUUCAUAUGUCUUGGAAAUAUCAUUAACCAUUUGACUUAUAUUCUUGCAUUUGCUUUAUUUUCCACAGUCUUUUCUAAUACUAGAGCUGCCAGUAUAUUCUUAUUUUUACUAAAGCUUAAAACAGUCAUUUUGACUGGUUGGUAGUUCUAGUGUUUAAUCAGUUGACAGUUUAAAAAUAAUAUCUUUAGAAAGAUGGCAAAAUUUUAAGCAAAUUAAAAAAUAAAUUUUCUACUGUUGCAAUGAUGGGAACAAUUAAUUUAAUUUAUAACUUUAUUUAGCAUAAAGCAUAAUAUGUAAAAUAUGUUUUAACAUAAACAUUUUUUCUCUUAAUGUUUUUAAAGGCUUGAAAAAUUUGCUUUCUAAUUUACGUAAAAUAUUUUUGCUUUGCGCUACUUGUAAAGUUACUUGUUAUUUCAUUUUAAUCACUUUUCACACUAUUUUAUACCAUUCUUUCAUUUAUACCUAUUUAUUACUGAAAAUGUUAUGUCUGUUUAUGAUGUGUGCACGUGUACUGCACUUUGGCUUUUGCACUACAGUUAAGGUGUGUAGAUAGCAUAACCAUCGAUAUAUUUGUCAUCUCACUGAUCUAAACAGGUGUGUUGGAAAUGGUAGCUUGUAAAUUUAUUGAUAAAAUUUUCCUUGCGUUUUUCUCUUUCUUAAUACCAGUAGUUCCCAAACUUUACUUUUACAGAUUUUUUAACUUAAAGAGAUUACAAUGCAAAAGUUCAAGCUUUUUUCAAACUUUUAGCUUUUCUAUUUUUAAUUG